Gossypium raimondii (Peruvian cotton) is the source of this 1627-nucleotide messenger RNA. Its product is annotated as dof zinc finger protein DOF2.2. The record is from RefSeq and is a predicted model, not a curated record. NCBI's taxonomy places the organism in Eukaryota, Viridiplantae, Streptophyta, Magnoliopsida, Malvales, Malvaceae. Gene Ontology annotation, biological process: regulation of DNA-templated transcription. The transcript has 2 exons. The coding region runs from base 243 to 1196 and encodes 317 amino acids. Gene Ontology annotation, molecular function: DNA-binding transcription factor activity; DNA binding.
GAGGGAAUAUAUAAAAGAAUAAUAAGAGCGAAUAAUAAAAAAAUCAUCAUAAACAAAAGCCAUCACCUCCCCCAUCCCCCUAUCUUUUCUUCUUCAUCAUCCUCUCUCUUUAUUUCUCUUUUUCAUUUGCUUUCUUGGGCUCUGGUAUUCCCUUUGGGUGGAUUCUCCACCUUAUUUUUCCUAAAGAACCCAUCCACUUUUAUUAAAGAAAAAAAAGAAAAGUUAGCAAAGAAUUAUUAACCAUGGUUUUCUCAUCUCAUGUUCCAAUCUAUUUAGAUCCUCCCAACUUGCAACAGCAUCAACAAGGAAAUGGCAGUGAAAACCCUGAUCAGUUUUCACCUCUUCCUCCUCCACCUCCUCAUGUUGGAGCUGGUGGUCCAGCCUCCAUUAGGCCUAGUUCUAUGGCUGAUCGAGCCAGGCUAGCCAAGAUUCCACAGCCAGAAGCUGCUCUGAAAUGUCCACGUUGUGAAUCCAGCAACACCAAAUUUUGUUACUUCAAUAACUAUAGCCUCUCACAGCCACGCCACUUUUGCAAGACAUGUCGACGGUAUUGGACUAGAGGAGGUGCUCUUAGGAAUGUUCCAGUAGGUGGAGGAUGCCGAAAAAACAAGAAAAACAAAAGCAGUAGCUCAGAACCCCCAGCGGAGAAGCAAACUGGAAAUUCAAACUCAAAAAAUAGUGUUGUUAUUCCUACUGAAAUCACUGGUCAUUUGCCCUUCAUGGCUUCUUUGCAAAAUUUUUCUCAGUAUGGUGUGGGAAAUAUCGGGUUAAACUUUGGUGGAAUUCAAGGGGAAACAAGUGGAGCUAGUAGGCAAGCUGAUAUGGGGUUUCAGAUAGGAACUAACUCGGGCAUGAGCAGUGCUGGUAUUUUAUCAUCGUCAUCAGGAGGAGGAGGAGGAACUCACCAGCAUCAACAGUUCCCUUUCUUUGAUCCAAGUAAUGGUUUAUAUGCAUUUCAAAGUGAGGGUAUGGAAGGAUCAUCAUCCAUGGGGGGAGAAAGCCAGCUUCUUCGUUCCAUGAGUCCAUGCUCUAGGGCUUCUCAUCUAGCUCCAGUGAAAAUGGAAACCAACCAUCAAGGGCUAAAUCUAUCAAGACCACAGUUAGGUGUUUCGGAGAAUAAUCAGUACUGGGGAGGAAAUAGUUGGACGAAUAUAUCAGGUCUCAACUCUUCUGGUAGUACUAAUCAUCUCUUGUAGCUAGUUUCAAUCCUCCUUGACUUACAGCAGCUUAAGCUGAUCUUCAAGUUCCAGCUGCAUGCUUCCAGUUAUAUCACAAGAUUCACAACAGCUUUAGUGACAGAUAGUAAGUUGACAUAAAGAUGCAAUGUUCCUUUGAUCACCUUUUACAAGCUCACAAGUUCCAACAUCAAAAUAUUCAAAUUACUAAAUAAUGGAAGGUGAAAUUGCAAGGUUCAGUCAGGAACAUGUCUCAUCAUCAUCAUCAUCUAAGGAAGGAAAACCUUAAGAUUGGUAGAAUUAAUGUUGUGUCAUAUAUAAUAUAUAUAUAUAUAUAUUGGGUUUUCUUGAUCUAUGUGUUCCUUUUUCUGGUUGCAUGGGCUUGUAAUUUCUUUUGUGUAUGAAGUCAUGGGAUCUGUUAAUUGACAUGACGAGUUAAUUUUCUUUCGUAA